Messenger RNA from Serendipita indica DSM 11827, 2337 nucleotides. The record is from the annotation of a GenBank genome assembly. NCBI's taxonomy places the organism in Eukaryota, Fungi, Basidiomycota, Agaricomycetes, Sebacinales, Serendipitaceae.
AUGGCCCAAAAUCCCAGCCAAACCCCUCCUAUAAACCCCCAGAUAGCAGAAUUAGCACAGGGCUCGUCUGUACGACGACAUCACACGAUCUCUACAACCGGUAGACUCGCCAAUCGCAUUCCCGAGCGUCGCGACAGCGAGGAGGCAGCGACCGAAGAAUACGAAGCUGAAGAUCAGUGGACUGGAGGGCCCGCUCUGGCCAGUGAGAAGCAGGCGAGCCUGCAGCGUAACCUGUCGCUCCCAUCCAAAUAUCAUCGAGCUCUUCGUGAACAGUCCGAGCUGCCUGGCAGUUCGCUCGGUAACUCAGGAGGCCUCUCAUCCGUAGAUGCAGGCCCAGAAGAAGAAGAGUGGUCUGGAGUCGCCGCAGCCCUGUACGAUGGCGACCAGUCACCCCUGGUUGCACAGAUGCGUCCCAGUCAAACGAAUCCAGAAAAUGCAUCUUCAAACGAUCCACCCAGUGCUGCAGGAGCUGUUCGACGGCAUGUCAGUAUGACCGACGGUCAAAGAGGUCGCAAGAUAGGAGGUUUACAACGACAUCCUACUAUGUCUGCAAGGCCACCAGCUCGAUCGAGUACCAUGAAUGCCACAACCGAAGCCACAGACAAAGAUUUCCCGCCGUACGACGACGAUAACGUAGCAGAGACAGAAGAUCCAAAUUCUUAUCCCCCGGAAUCUGCAUACGGAGGGAUUGGGAACGAAUGGGACAACACAGGCGAAACUGAUACGACUUGGGGCACGGGUAAUCCACCCGGUCCACCAGAUUGGAGGAUGAAUUCGCAGCAGGCUCAUGUCGACGAGCUUACAAAUUCGCUAUCCAAUAUGGACCUGCAACGUCAGACUGCAAAUUACGCCCGUGGUGGACCUCGAUUUGAUUCAAACCACCCCGGAAUGUACCAUCAAGACUACUCCCAGCAGCUGCAGCAGAGCGCAAUGACUCAUGCGCAACGGCUUCAACUUAACACGGAAGUUCAAGGGCCAACGGGUCCAGCGAGUGCAGGAGCCUAUAUUCCUCAACCUGGCCACGCUAGUUAUGGAUCGCUUCAACGGGAGAGUGUCGCCAGCAUGGGAUCUGGCGAAGAGCAUCACCGUACGGCUUCAGGCUCUGACUGGGACCCAAAGUCUCGAAUCCUCAAGGGUAGAGGUAGCAAUCCCAGUAUUGGUCAGAGCUAUCAAGGUCAAUAUGGUGGAGCAUUCGGCAAUAUGCCGCCUCCACCACCUAUUCCCUCACAGUAUCUCAGCCAAGUGCACCCGAGGUCUGGAAGUAUGGGCGCCAUUGGUGGAUACGGGUCGCCUGGGCAGAAUUUUGGACCGAUUGGCUCGCCCCCUGGUCAAACCAACGUGCAGCCGCCACCUCUCCUCGACCCAGCAGCAUUCUUGAGCUCACCUAUCGACGUCCCAACGAUGAUCGCUCAAAAGGGCUACAAUCCGGCCACGUUUGACACCAGACCUCCUUAUGCCAGAUACUUUGUUAUCAAGUCUUAUACCGAGGAUGAUGUCCACAAGUCGCUCAAAUACGAGAUCUGGAGCUCGACCGAUCCGGGAAAUAAGCGGUUGGACAAGGCAUUCAAAGAGUGUGCUGGGCGCGGCCCAAUCUACCUUUUUUUUAGCGUCAACGCCAGUGGCCACUUCUGUGGCAUGGCCGAGAUGCUUACUCCCGUGGAUUAUACUCGAAGCAGUACCGUCUGGGCUUCGGAUAAAUGGAAGGGAGUCUUCAAGGUCCGCUGGAUUUUCGUGCGCGACAUUCCCAAUGCUGUUCUGCGAAACAUCCGUCUGAACAACACACAAGAGAGAAAGCCCGUCACAAACUCUCGGGAUACGCAAGAGCUCUUGCCAGAAGCCGGACAUGAGAUGCUACGAAUCUUCUUCACGCACCCAGCCAAGACAUCGCUUCUACAAGACUUUGCGUUCUACGAGCUCCAAUCGCUCCAAAAGCAGCAGCAGCAGCAACAGCAGCAACAGCAACAGCAAGCUGGGCUAGGCUCGCCUCCGCAAGCGACAUCCCCACCCAUCCAAGGCACUCCUCUGCCACAGCAACAUCCAUAUGCCAUGAACAACAAUCAAUAUAACGCGCCGUCCGCACACCAGAGCCCACAAAUGGGCACAGCAUCCAUCACAGGCUCGUUAGCGAUGCCCAUGGGUGUUGGUCAUACUGGAAUGCCCAACUACGGAGGGCUCGGCGUUGGACCUCAGGUCGCUCAAAGCGUUCUUCGUGGGUCGAGCCCAGGCCCAAUUGGAUCAGGGAUGCCCGGUCCCCAUCAUAUGAGCUUCAACAAUAUGCAAAUGGGCUCCGGAAUGGCGGCUAAUGGCGGCCAGGGCGGUGCUGGGGGUGGUUUCUAA